ACCGAACAUAUGUGGACAUUUUUGGGAACCCAACUAAAACCAAAUAGUUUCCCUUCCCAUGCACUUACUCACUGUCUAGAGUCUAGAUCUUGUUUAUAGUCUUCCAUGGCUUCUGGUAGAUUCCAUUCAAAUGUCCGUCGACACAUCGAUGCUACGUUUGAAAAUGAAUAUGGUUACCACACCAGUAAUCCUGUGGGAUUACUGGAGAUUCAAACAGUUGCUAGAGGAGCCUCCAUCCUGGAGAUUGAAACAGUUGCUGGAGGAGCUUCAUUCCGAAACCAAAACCGAAACCAUGUAGUUCCAUUAACUGUAGGUGAUGAGGGUGUUUCCUUGACAUGGCAAGAUUUGUGGGUGAGAGUAGAAGGAAGAAGCUGUAGAUCAAUCCUCCAAGGGCUAACUGGUUAUGCCAAACCAGGGCAGCUCUUGGCUAUAAUGGGUCCUUCUGGUUGUGGCAAGUCUACUCUUCUUGAUGCUUUGGCAGGGAGACUCAGUUCAAACACAAGGCAAACAGGGGAGAUCCUAAUCAAUGGACAUAAACAAGCACUGGCUUAUGGAACUUCUGCAUAUGUGACACAAGAUGAUACUCUAAUCACAACAUUAACAGUCGAAGAAGCCGUAUACUACUCAGCUCAGCUGCAAUUACCAGACUCCAUGUCCAAGUCGGAAAAGAAAGAGAGAGCACAGGUAACGAUAAGAGAGAUGGGUUUGCAAGAUGCCAUGAACACGAGGAUCGGAGGUUGGGGAGCCAAAGGCCUCAGUGGCGGCCAAAAGAGAAGAGUCAGCAUUUGCAUUGAGCUUCUUACGCGACCAAAGCUUCUCUUCUUGGACGAGCCAACAAGCGGGCUUGACAGCGCGGCGUCUUAUUAUGUGAUGAGCCGAAUUGCAAAUCUUGGUUGUCAUAAAUCCUCGCAGAGGACUAUUGUUGCUUCCAUCCAUCAGCCUAGCUCUGAAGUCUUUCAACUCUUUGACAAUCUUUGUCUUCUGUCUUCGGGUAGAACUGUGUAUUUCGGUCCUGCUUCUGCAGCCAAUGAGUUUUUUGCUUCAAGUGGUUUCCCAUGCCCAACUCUUCAAAAUCCAUCAGAUCACUUCCUGAAGACCAUAAACAAAGAUUUUGAGCAGGACAUUGAGAAAGGCAUGGCUGGAACCACACCCGCAGAGGAAGCCAUUGAUACUCUAAUAAAGUCUUACAAAUCAUCCGAAAAUUAUCACCAACUUCAAAGACAUAUAGCUGAACUACAUAAGAAGAAUUGUGAAGCAUUAGAAAGAAGAAGCCAUGCUGGCUUUCUUACACAAUCUUUCGUGCUUACAAGAAGAUCGUUCGUGAACAUGUACAGAGAUCGAGGGUACUACUGGUUGCGCCUUGUUAUCUACACCGGCAUAGCUGUAGGCUUAGGCGUCAUCUAUCAUGAUCUUGGACAUACUUAUAGAUCGAUCCAGGCAAGAGGCUCGAUGCUCUCGUUUAUAGCUUCAUUUUUAACUUUCAUGGCCAUUGGUGGAUUUCCUUCCUUUGUGGAAGACAUGAAGGUAUUUGAACGCGAGAGACUAAACGGGCACUAUGGUGUUAGUGCAUUUGUUUUCGGCAACACAUUUUCCUCGGUCCCUUUCUUGAUGUUAAUUUCACUGAUUCCUGGAGCAACAGCAUAUUACCUUGCCAGGCUUCACAGUGGAUUCGAACACUUCUUCUACUUUGCUUCUGCACUAUUUGCUUGCAUAAUGCUGGUUGAGAGCCUAAUGAUGAUAAUUGCGAGCAUCGUGCCAAACUACCUGAUGGGCAUAAUAGCUGGUGCUGGUAUCCAAGGUGUAAUGAUUUUAUGCGGUGGAUUCUUCCAGCUGCCAAAUGAUCUCCCGGAUGUUUUGUUCAAGUACCCAUUAUAUCACAUUGCUUUCCACAAGUAUGCAUUCCAGGGAAUGUUUAAGAAUGAAUUUUCACGAACAAGAUUUCCAAACGACAAUCUUCUCGGAAUGAGUUCCUCUAAAUGGCUCAGUGGUGAACGCAUUUUGAAAGAUAAAUGGCAGGUGGAAAUGGGUUACUCCAAAUGGGUUGAUCUUGCUAUCUUGUUAGGAAUGGUAGUUCUGUAUCGAAUUUUGUUCUUCGUUAUCAUCAAGACCACUGAGAAAGUGAAGACUAUUACCUCAGCUCUUCUGUCCGUGGCUCCCAAGCGAAGCAUGCAAGUACUGGUGAAUCCCUCCUCUACUCCACUGCAUGGAUAGUACUGUUUGAAGUAAUGCUCAUUGGAGUGUUCUAAAUUGUUCUCAAGUUAACUAGAUUAGUCUAGAAUUAUCUUGUAAUUGAGAAGUUGUAGAAAAGUCUAGAACGUGGUUUGACCACAAAUGAAGGUCGGUGGUACUAGUAACUUAAGUCGGUGGAGGUGGAGAUAAUUAUAUGUUAGGUCGGUGAACAAGUUGUUUAAAUAUGUAACCAGCCUUGUUCAUUAAUGUAUGAAUAAACCAUCAAGCAUCAAAAGCUCCUCUCUGUUUUUCCUUUCA
Rosa rugosa (rugosa rose) is the source of this 2487-nucleotide messenger RNA. RefSeq names its product ABC transporter G family member 1-like. Gene Ontology annotation, molecular function: ATP hydrolysis activity; ABC-type transporter activity; ATP binding. NCBI's taxonomy places the organism in Eukaryota, Viridiplantae, Streptophyta, Magnoliopsida, Rosales, Rosaceae. Bases 106 to 2211 code for a protein of 701 amino acids. The record is from RefSeq and is a predicted model, not a curated record. The transcript has 9 exons. Gene Ontology annotation, cellular component: membrane.